Exophiala oligosperma is the source of this 396-nucleotide messenger RNA. RefSeq lists its product as uncharacterized. The transcript has a single exon. The record is from RefSeq and is a predicted model, not a curated record. Bases 19 to 327 code for a protein of 102 amino acids. Lineage: Eukaryota; Fungi; Ascomycota; Eurotiomycetes; Chaetothyriales; Herpotrichiellaceae.
GGAGACUUCCAGUAACUUAUGUCGUCCGAUAGCCUCGAUAAGUUCGACGCAGGCAUUCCUGGUCAUAAUAAAGAGAAACCCCGGAAAACGUCCGGACAUUCAGGUGUGCUUAUGCAUCUCUUCGGCCAACCUUCCUCAAUAGCGACAAAUUGGCCCCCCGUGAUGGACUACAUCCUCGGUUCAACCAAGCUAUGUCUGCCGAGAAACCCUACCAUCUCCCAUUCCUGCGAUGUCAUUCCACCGUUCAUUUACAGUAUAGAAAUCGUGGCAUUUCUGACAAUAUGGUACUGUAAUACAAAUUCCAUGCCCUCAUACAAGCCUACUUGAACCACUCACAUCAGUAGGGCUCCGAAAUGAAUAAAUGAAUAUGAAUGUUGAAGAUCCCGGUGGCUGAAA